Exophiala oligosperma is the source of this 2263-nucleotide messenger RNA. RefSeq lists its product as uncharacterized. The record is from RefSeq and is a predicted model, not a curated record. Lineage: Eukaryota; Fungi; Ascomycota; Eurotiomycetes; Chaetothyriales; Herpotrichiellaceae. The transcript has a single exon. Bases 325 to 2229 code for a protein of 634 amino acids.
CUUUUAGUGAAUACGUUUUGUGUUGUAUGUUCUUUUUAUAAACAAAUUCUUUCUCUUGUUCUUUUCUCUCCUUCACCGAGACACGGAGCUGUACUGCCAACUUGUCCCGUUCCCCGCCUCCCCCUUUGAAAGUGCGCCACUUGAAUCAUCGAGCUGCCAACCUGGAAUCAACCGCUAAAUUACCCGGUACGAAGCAGCUCGUCCCUUCGUACCUCAUCCAAGUUCCCUCUUUCAAACCCUCUUGAUCUGAUAGUGAAGAUAGAGAGGGUGGAAGUGAGAAGUACUUAGUAUGAAUUAUAAACAGCCAUCCGUGGCUUGUCCAUCAUGAAGGAAACGUUGCGUAAAAAGUCCACAAGAUCGGACUCUACCAGCGAAAUUGACAAUCCUUCCACCACAAGUGAAGCCCCCUCUAACCCAUGGGCGAGCGAAUCUUCGUCCGCUGCGAACGGUGAGCCCAUCUCACGACAGACUUCAAAGUCGUUCAAGACACCAGAGACAGGUUCUCCCAUUAGGCCCACAGCUCAGGAAAAGUCUUCAUCAUCAUCACCGCCACCACCACCACGGUCAACAACGCCAGCGACACUUGAAGUGAACGGCGGAGAAAACGGCACUGAUAAGCCGACCCGUCGAAGAAAGACCAUCACAAAGACACCUCACACCUUCGAGCUCGAGGUCGACCUGAACCCCAUGAAGAAAGAACAGCAACCACCACCCCCGACGCCAGAGGUGCCCAGGACAGAGACACCCGCCUCGACGCCGGCGCCGAAAAAGAAAAAGAAAGCCGCCCAAAAUCCUCCUCCAGAAACACCAAAGUCGAUUACAGUAGUCAAUGCUGUACCUUCCAUUCAAUCGACCCCUGCCACACCGACAUCACCAAAGCCUGUCUCGGUACCUCCAUCACAGACAUCGACACCCUCCGCCACAGCGGUUCAACCGCCUCCCACACCCGCUUCCAAUGGACCUACCUCCCCGAAACCGGCUCUCCCGACACCUGCUGCUCACCCCUUUACCAACACCCACCGACCCAAGAAAUCUCUGUCGUCGUCUACCGCCGUCACGACUUCCAGCAACCCAUGCCGCUUCACUCCACCGCUUCUCCCGGACGAAUCCUUCCAUGGCAAAGUGGUAGUCCUGACCAACGGUGCCUCUCAGACCGGUCAAGCUCUGAUCCGUCAGUUUCACGCCGCCGGCUCGCGCGUCAUCUUCGGCGACAAGUCAUCCGACCAAGCGCGCAAACUCAUCUCGUCCCUCCCACCCCCCCACGUGGUACAUUUCAACAAAUGCGACAUGACACGGUACUCGGACAUGUUGGAACUCUUCAAGCUCGCGACGACCAUGUACGGAAGGGUCGACCACGCCAUUUUCGGGGUCGGCGACGACGGUGGACACGCGCGGUCCGUGGCCGAGGCCGAACGCGGCUGGUUCGACCAUGACCGGCCGGGUAUGAACAAGACGUUCCGCAUGGCCGUCUCCGAAAUCGAGCGGGAACCCUACGGUCUGGGCGAGACGUUGACGGCGGCCACGCGGUUUGCCAGGAUCGCAAUGGCUUAUCUGAAAUACUCACCGAAGGCGAAACAAAAGCCCAAGAUUGUCAAUCCUUACUCGAGUCCACGACCCGACGAGACCGUGGGAGGAGGACCACCAGGCAAGGACGAUCGCAGUUUGACCUUUGUCACGAGCGUCGCGGCUUUCAAAGAGACGCCAGGUCUACCCAUCUACCAGAUCUCACAACACGGUAUCCUGGGUCUGGUCAGGAGUCUGCGUAGUGCCGUCGACCCGGACCCCGAACGGGACGGGGUGAGGAUCAACGCGGUCGUCACGAACGUCAUGGUCCCCCGGGCGUUGGCCCAGAGCGGGGGGAGGAUGAGCGUUCAACUCCCGCCCGACAGGCCGGAGGACGUGGCGCGCGUGGUUGCCGGGGUCGUGGCGACGAGCAGCGCAAACGCGGUGGUGACGGAAGGGACCGAAACCGGUAUCACGAACGGUGGAGGCAUUUGGUACGAAAGGGGGUUCGAGAGGGGUGUCAGAGAGAGGUUCUUGCACGGCCGCGUGAUAUAUGGUGUCGGUACGGAAUGUUGGGACGUCCAAGAGGGUUUGGAUAGGAGCGAGAGUUUGUGGAUCGGUUCGAAACCCGUCGAGGCGAUGAUGAAGGGGUUUGGGACUACUACUACCACUACAGGGGCAGGACAAAACGAUGGGAGUAGUAGUUGGAUAUUGGAUUUAGCGUAGCAUUCAAAUUUUCUUUUUGGGACCCUCAGACUCC